Molecule: messenger RNA, 648 nt
Organism: Mycena indigotica
Lineage: Eukaryota; Fungi; Basidiomycota; Agaricomycetes; Agaricales; Mycenaceae
Product: Clat-adaptor-s domain-containing protein
Exons: 4
Coding region: 1-648 (215 amino acids)
Biological process (GO): intracellular protein transport; vesicle-mediated transport
Cellular component (GO): intracellular membrane-bounded organelle; membrane coat
Source: RefSeq, a predicted model, not a curated record
AUGAUCCAUGCUGUUCUCAUCUGUAAGACCCCGUUUCUCGAGCUCGGAGGUGUUGUUGUUGAGGGCCCUACAGUCAACACAUCUGGCGUGGCACGGCUCAGCAAGUUCUACACUCCGCUGCAUCAGUCAGCGCAAACGCUGAUACCGAAGAUAUUCUCUCUUGUCUGUUCAAGACCGGCCAGUUUAUGCAACUUUCUUGAUGCCCCAGAGCUAGAGGCAUUUCUGGGACCGAAAGGUGACGAGGAUGAGCGGUGGAGAAUAGUCUAUCGCAGCUACGCGACGCUCUAUUUCGUAUUCGUCGUCGACGGAGCUGAGAGUGAGCUGGGUAUUCUUGAUCUCAUUCAAGUUUUUGUGGAAUCAUUAGACCGCGCUUUCGAGAACGUGUGCGAGUUGGAUCUUGUCUUCCAGUUUGAUGAGGUGCACCAUGUCUUAGCUGAGCUAAUACAAGGAGGACUUGUACUCGAGACGAAUGUAGAUGAAAUAGGCAACUCUGUGCAACUUGCGUCUAAAUUGCGCAAGGAAUCAUUUACCGCAGCAAACCCGCUGUCAUUAGGGACAGGUGUUGGAGGAGCAGGAUCGCGUGGUAGUAACCUCAAGUCGCCGUUGGGUUGGUUGACGGGCAAGAUAACGGGAGGCAGAGCAAUGUAA